AUGCCCGGCGCAGUCAAAGCGACUACUGUGCGCGCGAGCGCUCUCAAUGGGAAUGGGAAGCUGAAGCGCCCAGUCGUUGACGACAGCGACUCCGACGAUGCACCCCUCAGCAGUCAGAUCGCGUCCACCAGUACCACUCCUUCAAAACCUAUGCCGAAGUCGAGGCGUAAGGUCAAGAAGGAAGACCUUGAGGACGAUUUGCCUUUUGCCGACUCUGAGGAGGACACGAAGACGCCCAAGAAGUCUUUGCCCCCGAAAAAGCGAAGAAAGGUCAAGGACGAGAGCGACACGGAGGUGGAGAAGAAGCCGGCAAAGAAGGCGACGAAGCGGGUGAAGAAGGAGGAGGACGUGUCAGAGUCUGAGAAGCCUCCGCCGAAGAAGAGAGGCAAGGCGAAGAAGGAGGAUGAGGACGAGAAGAAAGGUGAGAAGAAAGCGAAGGGAAAGGCAAAGACAAAGAAGGAGGAGGAGGAAGUCUUCAAGUGGUGGGAGCAGGAGGAUCCGAACGGUGAUGGCACACAGAAAUGGACGACCCUCGAACACAGUGGUGUUCUCUUCCCGCCACCGUAUGAACCUCUACCGAAGGACGUCAAGAUGAAGUAUAACGGCAAACCCGUGGACCUACCGCCUGCGUCAGAAGAGGUGGCUGGCUUUUAUGGUGCAAUGAUCGAGACCGACCACGCGAAAGACGCCACUUUCAACAAGAACUUCUUCCAGGACUGGCUCAAGGUCCUCAAAAAGAAUCCUCCUCGCGACGGAACGAAAAUCACGGAUUUCGAACGAUGCGAUUUCCGACCAAUGUUCGAGUUCUUCGAGGCAGAGAAGGCGAAGAAGAAGGCGCUUACCAGUGCUGAGAAGAAGGAGCUCAAGAAACAGAAGGACGAGGCCGAGGGUAAAUACACGACAUGCCUUCUCGACGGGCGUAAAGAGAAGGUUGGCAACUUCAGGGUGGAGCCUCCCGGUCUGUUCAGAGGACGAGGAGAUCAUCCUAGGAAGGGCGCAUUGAAGUUGCGUGUGGGUCCUGAGGAUAUCACCCUUAACAUUGGAGCAAACGCUACGAUUCCCACGCCUAACGUACCCGGGAAGUGGAAGACCGUUAUUCACGACAACACUGUGACUUGGCUGGCGACUUGGGUCGAGAAUGUUAAUGGCAACCACAAGUAUGUGUUUUUGGCAGCCGGGAGUUCGCUCAAGGGUCAGAGCGACAUGAUGAAAUUCGAGAAGGCCCGGGAACUCAAGAAUCACAUCGACCGUAUCCGCCAAGAUUACAACGAGGACAUGAAAAACAAGGUCAUGGCUCUUCGACAGCGUGCAACCGCUGUGUACUUCAUCGACAUCCUUGCUCUUCGUGCCGGUAACGAGAAGGGCGAGGACGAGGCUGACACCGUCGGCUGUUGCUCCCUGCGUUGCGAACACGUCACACUCGAACCUCCGAACUAUGUUGCUUUUGACUUCCUCGGAAAGGAUUCUAUCCGGUACUAUAAUCGUGUCACGGUCGAACAGCAAGUCUUCAAGAACAUCCGCAUAUUCAAGGACGGGAAGAAGGAUGAUGACGAUCUGUUUGAUCGUGUAAACGUGAGGCUGUUGAACAAGCAUCUACAGUCGUACAUGAAGGGUUUGAGCGCGAAGGUCUUCCGUACUUACAAUGCCUCGAUCACUUUCCAGAAGCAGUUGGACGACACCCCAGCGAAAGGCACUCUUCAGGAGAAGUUGAACCACUACAAUCAUGCAAACCGGAUGGUCGCCAUUCUCUGUAACCAUCAACGUGCCGCGCCGAAGACACAUGAGCAGUCCAUGGGCAAGAUGAAGGACAAGCUACGUGGGAUGAAGUACGACCGUAUGAAGCUCCGUCACGCCUUGUUCGCCAUCGAUUCGAAGUACAAGAAGCAGAAGGCCUACAAGGACGAUGAGUCUGACCUCGACGACGAUGAUAUCGCAGAGCACGAAGAGGGUUUGAAGGCGAAGGAGAUCGAGCGUGUGCAGAAGAAAUUCGCGAAGGAGAACGAGAAGCUGCAGGAAGACGGCAAGAGGCCUCAGCCGGAGUCAGCCCUGAAAGAGCGACUGAAGGAAGUCGAGGACGAGUUCAAGAAGCUGAAGAAGGAGAGAGGGACGAACAAGGCGACGUUUGCGCGUGCGAGGCCGGUGGAGAAGAUCGAGGAGAUGAUCAGCAAGUUGGACGAGAGGAUGAAGACGUUCAAGUUACAGAUGUUGGAUCGUGAGGCGGGUAAGGAAGUCGCUCUUACGACGAGUAAAAUUAACUAUCUAGACCCUCGUAUCACUGCGGCAUGGUGCAAGAAACAUGACGUACCAAUUGAGAAAAUUUUCUCGAAGACGCUCUUAACGAAGUUCCCCUGGGCUAUGGAGGCCGACGAUGACUGGCAAUUCUGA
Molecule: messenger RNA, 2385 nt
Organism: Stereum hirsutum FP-91666 SS1
Lineage: Eukaryota; Fungi; Basidiomycota; Agaricomycetes; Russulales; Stereaceae
Exons: 10
Coding region: 1-2385 (794 amino acids)
Biological process (GO): DNA topological change; DNA replication; chromosome segregation
Cellular component (GO): nucleolus; chromosome
Molecular function (GO): DNA binding; DNA topoisomerase type I (single strand cut, ATP-independent) activity
Source: RefSeq, a predicted model, not a curated record